AUGAAAAACAUUCGUCUAUAUGUUAUUUUGAUUGAUUUGUCUUUGAUAUUUGUAUUUUCUGGUUCAUCUUAUUUACCUGAAUGGUCAUCACUUGAUACAAGACCAUUACCUAGUUGGUAUGAUCAAUCAAAAGUGGGCAUUUUUAUACAUUGGGGUGUAUUUAGUGUUCCAUCGAUUAACUCAGAAGCUUGUACUGGAGGUAAUAUAUUGAUUAAUGUUGGUCCAACAUCAUAUGGAAAAAUUGCACCAAUAUUUGAAGAACGUCUUCGACAAAUGGGUUCAUGGUUGAAAGUAAAUGGUGAAGCUAUUUAUAGUAGUAUUCCAUGGAAAUAUCAAAAUGAUACAAUUAACAGCAAUGUUUGGUAUACAUCAUCGAAAGAUAAACAAUAUGUUUAUGCAAGUCUUCUUGUUUGGCCUAACGAUACCGCUGAAAUUACACUAGGUGCACCAGUUAGUUCAGGAAGUACACGUGUAACACUUCUUGGUUCAGAUGUUGGUCCAUUAAAAUGGCGUUCAGCUGGUGCAAGUGGUGGUAUCAUUAUUGAUGUGUCUAAUAUAAAAAUCUAUUCACUUGCCAGUGAUUGGGCAUGGGUAUUCAAAUUAGAAAAUAUAACUCCAAAACGAAUACAUAUGAAACUAGAAAAACAUAAAUUACAAUGA
Messenger RNA from Rotaria sp. Silwood1, 660 nucleotides. The record is from the annotation of a GenBank genome assembly. NCBI's taxonomy places the organism in Eukaryota, Metazoa, Rotifera, Eurotatoria, Philodinida, Philodinidae.